Molecule: messenger RNA, 498 nt
Organism: Nezara viridula (southern green stink bug)
Lineage: Eukaryota; Metazoa; Arthropoda; Insecta; Hemiptera; Pentatomidae
Source: the annotation of a GenBank genome assembly
AUGAUGAAGGCGGCGCAGCAGGGCGGAGGGGGCGGCGGAGGCGGCGCGGGGGGCGGGCACAUGCUCGGCAACCCACCCCACACCCCCGGCCUCCAGGGGGGCCCCUCCAGCCCCCAGCCCCCGGGCAGCAUCCUAGGAGCGUUGAAAUAUUUGUUCAGUAUUACUCCUCGCCAUAUACAAAGGGAAUCGGUGAAGUCCAAGAAUCGCCUGGAAAGCGCAGGCCUUAAUGCUUGGCCAGUUCGUAGAAGCCUCUCGAGCGGGUCGCAGCACUCGCCGGGCGGGUACCUCGGAGGCCACGUCGGCGGCACGCCCACCCCCAGCUCGACCCCCGUGUCGGACAUGUCGCCCCAGCCAGGCCACGGGGGCAGCCCCCCCGGCCCCUGGGAGAUGAAGCCGCCCCCCCAUCACCACCCCCACCACCACCCCCCGGCACCGCCCUACAUGCCGCAGUACUCAUGGUACCAAGCGGCCGAGCCCAAUCCUGGCCUUUUAACGUGA